This is a messenger RNA of Phycomyces blakesleeanus NRRL 1555(-), 675 nucleotides long. RefSeq names its product glycoside hydrolase family 25 protein. Gene Ontology annotation, biological process: peptidoglycan catabolic process; cell wall macromolecule catabolic process; signal transduction. Gene Ontology annotation, molecular function: lysozyme activity. The transcript has 3 exons. NCBI's taxonomy places the organism in Eukaryota, Fungi, Mucoromycota, Mucoromycetes, Mucorales, Phycomycetaceae. The record is from RefSeq and is a predicted model, not a curated record. The coding region runs from base 1 to 675 and encodes 224 amino acids.
AUGUUGUUUUAUCCAUUGGCUCUUCUCUCUCUUGCACUCACGGCUGUCCAGGCACGCACCAUUGGUGUAGAUGUUUCUGCCCUGACAUCCACUGCCUCCUACACCUGUAUCAAGAACCUCGGUUAUGACUAUGCUAUCAUCCGUUGUUACACUGAGGCAUAUGGCAACAACCCCGUGAUUGAUUCCAACUGUUACCAGAACUACUUGAAUGCCAAGGCUGCUGGCAUUUCCAAGAUUGAUAUCUACAUGUUCCCCUGUACCGGAAGAUCCACCUGCAAGUCUGCUGCUACUCAGGUUAACGAGCUCGUCAGCUACGUUGGUACCAACAAGAUGAUCGUCGGUCGUCUCUGGUUCGAUGUUGAAAUUGACAGCGCUGCCAACAACUGGCCCUCUACCACCACUUCCCGCACCACCCUUGCCGCCUUCCACUCUGCCUGGUCCGCUACCGGAUGGAAGUGGGGUAUCUACGCUUCCUACUACCAGUGGCAAACCAUCACUGGCUCUGCCAGCUACGUUCUCGACUCUUCCCUUCCUCUCUGGUAUCCUCACUACGAUGAGGUUUUGGCUUUCAGCGACUUCACUCCUUUCGGUGGAUGGACUACCCCUACUCUCAAGCAGUACGCUGGUGACCAGACCUUCUGCUCUGCUGGUUUCGACAAGAACUACGCUCCCUAA